UGAAAUGUGCAACUUUUAUAUCCCUUCCUGCUUUUCAGAGUGUAUGUUUUCUCACUCUUUGUCACAGGGUUUCUCAGGCUUUCUGCACCCAUGGGACUGCCUCUUUCCAUGAGGGGAAACCGGAAGGGGCGUGACUUUGCCUCUCAGUUGAACUGGACUCCUAGUGGUGGCAUUCAGUAAAGACACGCAGCUGUAAACGGAGCUAAAUGACGGAGGAGGCAGAGCAGCAGGGCGCCCCCAGGUACCACAGCACAGCUGAAGACUUUGAAGUGUGAUGGCGAAGAGAAGAUGAUCAUUAACGCAACCAAAACACGAAGAGAAGAUCUCAACUGCCAAAUUAUAUAGGUAUCAUCCUAUAUUCUUCAAUGGCAAAACAAAAGUGGUAUAAUUUAUGAACUGUGAACCCACAAAGACAAAGGAGAGAAAGAAUAAGAAGGGGAAGUUCCGUACGUCGCACAGAAAAGAAGGAGAUGGCGAGAUUGUAAAUGAAAGCUUGGGGAGGAAGAGGAAGAGGAGAGGGAGGAGAUGGAGGUUUAGUGGCUGUGGGUAUUCAAAGCACAGUGUACACAGUGAGAGACUGACUUACUGAACAGGGUGUCUGUCUCUCUGCCUCUCAGUCAGCUUAAAGCAGCUCUGCACAAUGCUCAACAGGAACCCGACACUCCAGAGACUCUGGCUUGUCACUUCGUUUUUCUUGUCUGGUAACCUUAUUUCCCCCCCUCUCUCCACCUAUAUUGCUGUCAUUUGCUCUUUUUUUCUUUUCUUUCUCUGACCACUGAGCUCCUUCUUAUUAUUUUGUCACUGACUUGAAGCCCCUCUCACCCGGAUUUGAAAAUCGUACCCUCCAACCACCUCCUCCUCUCCCUCCCUCCCUUCCCUUGCCUUGUUUCCCUGUUUCUCUCUCUCCCUCUCUCUCUCUCUCUCUCUCUCUCUCUCUCUCUCUCUCUCUCUCUCUCUCUCUCUCUCUCUCUCUGUGAGGAGGGAGAACAGCAUCAACGGCCGAGCCACAGUAACAGCACAUGCAACAGGGUGCAGACAGCACCUUCUGCGUCGCCACCUCUCCUCUUUGACUCUCAUCAUCCCUCACAGAAGAAGGCUACAGUGAAGAAAGGAAGAUCACAGGUGUGCAGCCGAGCAGGUGAAGAUCUGUUUUCCCUUCCCUUUGAUCGAGAGUUCAGAAGAGGAAAAAGUGGAAAAAAAAAAAAACGGUUGACAAAGGAGUCAGAAAUUUCUCUUGCACAAUCUUAAGGUGUGAAAAAAGUGAAAAAAGAAGAAAAAGGAGAAGAGACCCAGAAACUGAGAAAAUCCUGGUAGUCCUGUAAGCAGCAGAGUUCAGUGUGGAGUGAAGUGAAGAUGCCACCUGUGGCACGAUUCUGAUUAAAGAACAGCCUCCUUGACUCAGUGUGGCUGCCCUGUUUCCCACGUUUCUUUGACCGAAUUUUAAACACCAAUGGCUUCCAAGAAGAAGUGGGCCGAGAGGAGGGAGUUGCGCAGGGACCGGACAUUCUCCACCCGGGACGAUUCAUCUGUUGCGUCCGGGACAUCUGGCCCAGGGCGUCCCACCACCAGGGGGCGUUUCUCAGAGUCGUGGAAGAGGCUAAGCUCCAGAGGGGGGUCCACCAAGAGGGGGGCGCUCAACUCUCAGCAGCCACCGGCACAGAAAUCGUGGAUAGAAAGAGCGUUCAGCAAGAGAGAAUGUGUUCAUAUCAUAGUGAGCGCCAAAGACCCCCAUAGGUGCUGUUGUGGGCGUCUGAUAGGUCAGCAUGUGGGACUGCCCCCAGGCAUCUCAUCCAGUCAGAAUGAUAAGGCAGAGCGUCUGGCUAAGAAUGACAGCCUGUCGGAGAAGUGGUCGAUCAGCAAACACACACAGCUCAGCCCCACUGAUGCCUUUGGCACCAUUGAGUUCCAGGGAGGGGGACACUCCAACAAAGCCAUGUAUGUGCGAGUGUCUUAUGACACCAAGCCUGACCUGCUGCUCCACCUGAUGACCAAGGAGUGGCAGCUGGAUCUGCCCAAGCUGCUCAUCUCAGUCCACGGGGGUCUGCAGAACUUUGAAUUGCAGCCCAAACUCAAACAGGUCUUUGGCAAAGGGCUCAUUAAGGCUGCCAUGACAACUGGAGCCUGGAUCUUCACCGGUGGGGUCAACACAGGGGUUAUACGCCACGUGGGUGAUGCACUGAAAGAUCACGCCUCCAAGUCACGGGGGAAGAUCUGCACCAUUGGCAUUGCACCAUGGGGGAUCGUAGAAAAUCAAGAGGAUCUUGUUGGCAAAGAUGUGGUGCGUCCAUACCAGACCAUGUCGAACCCUAUGAGCAAGCUGACAGUUUUAAACAGUCUCCACUCCCACUUCAUCCUGGCAGACAAUGGCACCACGGGAAAGUACGGCGCUGAGGUCAAACUGCGACGCCAGCUAGAGAAACACAUCUCACUGCAGAAGAUCAACACACGCAUUGGUCAGGGUGUGCCAGUGGUGGCUCUCAUCGUCGAAGGAGGCCCAAAUGUGAUCUCGAUUGUGCUGGAGUACCUCAGGGACACACCUCCCGUCCCUGUGGUGGUGUGUGACGGCAGCGGAAGAGCGUCAGACAUCUUGGCCUUCGGACACAAAUAUUCUGAGGAGGGAGGCAUAAUUAACGAGUCUCUAAGAGACCAGUUGCUGGUGACCAUCCAGAAGACUUUCACCUACAGCCGCACACAGGCCCAACAUCUGUUCAUCAUCCUCAUGGAGUGCAUGAAGAAGAAGGAGUUGAUAACAGUUUUCCGGAUGGGCUCAGAGGGUCAUCAGGAUAUUGACCUCGCCAUCCUCACUGCAUUACUCAAAGGUGCCAACGCUUCAGCUCCUGACCAGCUGAGUUUGGCUCUGGCAUGGAACAGAGUGGACAUCGCCCGCAGUCAGAUCUUCAUCUACGGACAGCAGUGGCCUGUCGGUUCCCUGGAGCAGGCGAUGCUGGAUGCCUUAGUUCUGGACAGAGUGGACUUUGUCAAGCUGCUGAUUGAAAAUGGAGUCAGCAUGCACCGUUUCCUCACGCUUUCCAGACUCGAGGAGCUCUACAACACGAGACAUGGACCGUCCAACACGCUGUACCACCUCGUCAGAGAUGUCAAAAAGCGAGAAUAUCCAGGGUUCAGUUGGAUCUACUUCAAGGGAAACCUGCCCCCGGACUACCGCAUCAGCCUCAUCGACAUUGGACUGGUCAUUGAAUACCUCAUGGGUGGGGCGUAUCGGUGUAACUACACCAGGAAGAGAUUCAGAACACUUUACCACAACCUCUUUGGACCCAAGAGGCCCAAAGCCCUGAAACUGCUGGGGAUGGAGGAUGACAUGCCCAUCCGGAGAGGUCGCCAGAAGACAACACGUAAACGAGAGGAGGAAGUGGACAUCGAUUUAGACGACCCUGAAAUCAACCACUUCCCUUUCCCCUUCCAUGAGCUCAUGGUGUGGGCCGUGCUCAUGAAACGUCAGAAGAUGGCGCUGUUCUUCUGGCAGCAUGGUGAAGAGGCCAUGGCCAAGGCCUUGGUGGCAUGUAAGCUUUGUAAGGCCAUGGCACACGAAGCUUCCGAGAACGACAUGGUUGACGACAUCUCCCAGGAACUAAACCACAACUCCAGAGAGUUUGGCCAGCUGGCGGUGGAACUCCUCGACCAGUCCUAUAAACAGGACGAGCAGAUGGCCAUGAAGCUGCUGACGUACGAGCUGAAGAACUGGAGCAACGCCACCUGCCUGCAGCUGGCGGUAGCAGCCAAGCACAGAGAUUUCAUCGCUCACACCUGCAGUCAGAUGCUGCUGACCGACAUGUGGAUGGGACGCCUGCGGAUGCGCAAGAACUCAGGCCUGAAGGUAAUCUUAGGGCUGCUUCUGCCACCAUCUAUCCUGAGUCUGGAGUUCAAGAACAAGGAUGAGAUGUCCUACAUGCCCCAGGAUCAGGAGGCCUACCUGCAGGAGAAGGAGGAGGAGGAGCCUGAGAAACCUGUCAAGGAGAAGGAGGAGGAAGACAUGGAGUUCACAGUAAGAUCUUACUGUGAGACGCAGUACAACUCCGUGGCAAUGCUGGGUAAGGUUACCACAGAGACAUCCAGAAAGAAGGAUGUUGAGGAGGUUCAGAACCGCCACCGCCUCAUCCCCAUGGGACGCAAGAUAUACGAGUUCUACAACGCUCCAAUUGUCAAGUUCUGGUUCCAUACGAUGGCGUACGUUGGCUACCUGAUGCUGUACAACUACAUCGUCCUGGUCAAGAUGGACCUGUGGCCCUCUCCUCAAGAGUGGAUUGUCAUCGCUUACAUCUUCACCAACGGCAUUGAGAAGAUGAGAGAGAUCCUGAUGUCAGAGCCGGGGAAGUUGUUACAGAAGGUGAAAGUUUGGCUUCAGGAGUACUGGAACAUCACAGACCUCAUGGCCAUCCUCAUAUUCUCUGUCGGCAUGGUCCUGCGUCUCCAGGAGCCACCGCUCAUGAGCUAUGGCCGGGUCAUCUAUUGCGUAAAUAUCAUCUAUUGGUACAUCCGGCUGCUGGACAUCUUCGGAGUCAACAAGUACCUCGGUCCCUACGUGAUGAUGAUUGGCAAGAUGAUGAUCGACAUGAUGUAUUUUGUGAUCAUCAUGUUGGUGGUGCUGAUGAGUUUCGGAGUGGCGCGUCAGGCCAUCCUCAACCCAAAUGAAGACCCGUCCUGGAUGCUUGCAAGGAACAUCUUCUUCAUGCCUUACUGGAUGAUCUACGGAGAGGUGUUUGCUGACCAGAUUGACCAUAUGCAUAGUAGGAAGUUACAGCACAGGCUGAAUGAAAAACUCUGGCUGGUCGAAAAUUACUUUCGAACUCACGGAAGCUGGCGUAGUAAUGGUGCAUUCCACAUUUUCCAGUGCAGUCAAAAUCCCACCCCCUGUGGGCAGAACAUCACCACAGAGGAUGGGGUGGUAGUGGCCCUGCCUGCCUGUAAGACUGGUGCCUGGAUUGUCCCGGCCAUCAUGGCCUGCUACCUGCUGGUGGCCAACAUCCUGCUGGUUAACCUACUCAUAGCUGUGUUCAAUAAUACGUUCUUCGAGGUGAAGUCCAUCUCCAACCAAGUUUGGAAGUUCCAGCGGUACCAGCUCAUUAUGACCUUCCAUGAGCGCCCAGUCCUCCCUCCACCCCUCAUCAUCUUCAGUCACAUAACCAUGGUCCUCAAGCAUCUGUGCUGCCGCUGGCGCAAGCAUGACGACGACGAGAGGGACUACGGACUGAAACUUUUCAUCACUGAGGAUGAGCUUAAGAAAGUCCACGACUUUGAGGAGCAAUGCAUAGAAGAGUACUUCAGGGAGAAAGAUGACCGAUUCCAUUCCUCUAACGAUGAGAGGAUCAGAGUCACUUCUGAAAGGGUGGAGAAUAUGGCAAUGCGUCUGGAGGAAGUCAAUGAACGGGAACACUUCAUGAAGGCUUCACUGCAGACUGUUGACAUCCGUCUGGCCCAAAUGGAGGAGCUGAUUGGACGUAUUGCUGUAGCACUGGAGCGUGUGACAGGUGUUGAACGUGGGGAGGUCAACAAAGUACGUUCCCGGACUUCAUCUGACUGCACAGACUCAGCAUACAUACUUCGCCAGGGUGAGUGCCCAGACGCAGCAUACAUCCUCCGUCAAAGCAGCUUUAACAGCACAGAAGGAAAUGCCUACCGCCUGCAGGAGGCACUGGAGGGAACAGCGGAGGGCUCAAUGUCCCCUCCCUCUCCUACUGGCAUGGCUACACGGACAAGAAGCCACUCAUUUUAUGUUGGAGGUGGUCGUGGUGGUGAACGCGCAAGUGGAGCCGAACGAGUGGAGAGCUUCUUCAAAGAACGCUCACUCAGUCUCCACCGAGCCAACAGCUCACAAUCAGUGUCCUCAGGUGCCGCCCCCAAGGAGUCUAAGCCCCUCCCCCUGGCGACGCUGUCGGUCUCCCAGCAGCACCGUCCAUCGUCAUGCAUUGAUAUCUAUGUCUCAACUUCGGAGGAGGUGGGGCCUGCAGAGGUCUUUCUGGAUCCUCUCCGUGUGGUCCCACAACUCCAGAGAGACUCCUCGCUGCAGUCAGAUAUCAUGGAGACGAUGCUGCCAGGAGGCCGGGACUUCGGCAGUGUCGCCACCAGCGGUAUGGGCGACAGGCACUCGGAGGGUGGUGCAGGCAGCAGCGGAACAGCUGGAGCUAUGUUUGAUGACAGUGCAGCUGCUGAUUUGUCAUUGUGCUCAGCCCACCUCUUACCAGACGCCACUUUACCUCCUUGGGACAUAGAACCAUCCCCACCUCCCUCAGCAGGGCUGCUUGAGCGCUCGAAGAGCAGCCGCUACCUCUCCACAGCGGGCACAUCUUUUCUGGAUGAGCCCACUCUGGUCAAGUCCCACAGCCUCAUGUUCACUCCAAGAGGCUGCUACAGCGGACUGGGGGCAGGAGUCCAGGUAAAAGCUGCAGAGUACACCAGCAUCACUGACUGCAUCGACACACGCUGUGUCUCAGCUCCAUACACUCCUGCAGAACGCUCAAACUCCCCCGGAGGAUCCACCUCAUUCCCCUUUGAUAAGCCGUCAGACAUUGUUUCCUCUCAUCCAGAGAGAGAGGCAGAGCUUAGUCAUACAGAGUCUGAUCCAGAGGACCCUGAGGACCUGAUCCCAGCCCCUGAUACCCCUCGUCUAGGGGGGCUUAGUGGGCCUAGUGGGGCCCCUCUCUGCUCCCCCUUCUCCAGGCUGGAGCGAGCAAACAGCUGCUCCUCAGAUGACUCCCAUCCUUCCCUCACACUGGCCCCUCCACAACGGAAGAGCCUGUCGGUGAGUGAGAGGAUGGAGAGAGGACCGGGUCUGGGGGCAGACAGGGGGCCUGGGCCGGGGGGCCGGGGUCUGGCAGGAACCAGAAACCCCUUCCUCAGGAGCAAGUCUGGAGCAAGACCUGAUACAGCCAAGACUGACAGCCUAUCUAUGAGGAAGUUGGCCACUCCGUCGGCUUUUCGCAGCUUUGAUAGACAAAACUACACGUGACAGUAACACUAGUCGGCAGACUCACACAUUGUUAGGACCAGGGAGGAAAACUGAGAGGGCUGAGGGUGAAAGGGGACGCAGGGUGAAGUUGCCAGUGAUAACAAAAAUGGUAAAAGUUUAUUGACAGUCAGUGCUGGGCGGCAACUUUACCCUGGAUCAGAAGUCAGGAUGAAUAGAUAGGAGAUGCAGGGGUCCUACUGUACACCAGUCAAAAACAAAGAGCUAUGAAUCUAGAGUAGUUUUUACCUCCUCUUGUAGCUAAGUAACUCUCAAUGGGGUGUUAUGGCAAUGAAAGGUGUAUUCGUACUGUAUGUUCCACCCACCAACCUUUCCGUCAAGUAGACAUCUGUCACUGUGUUACAUCACAUAUCAAUCACGUUAGUCAGAGAAAGUAUACUGUUACUCCUCCUAGCUGCAUUAUAUGGUAGAAACUGUUUAGUCUGUUUGACAAAGAGAGCGGAGAAAGAAAAAACAGCCACUUCGUUUUGUCAUUUUGUCUUAGCAUAGAGUCAUUACUGUUACAAAAUGUUUGCUUUGAAUACAUUUUUCUCUUUUCAUACAACUCCACUCGCAACCAGAAAGACAUUUUUGGCUGCUUCUUUAAAGGAAUCAAAGUGUUUGGAACCAUCAGGGACUUUUCCUCCUCAUGGUUGCACUGGAAAUGAUUGCAGUAACAUGGCAACAACUUACCUCUGGAUACACAAGUACAGUACACCUUUCAAAUAUUCACCAAUUAUCUUCUUUCCUUUUCCAGAAGAAUAACGAUUUUGCCUUUAAUUGUAUUUGUAGCAUAAUUUCUCUACAAAACUGUUUUUAUUUCAUUUGUCAGUUUAGGGUUAGAAAGCAGUGUUUGAACGAGCUCCAGUCAAAAGGUCACCAGUCAGUCACAUGUAGCUGUUAAGUGGAACAGUUAAAACUGGCUUUAAUCAGCCACGUGACCAGAGUGACAUAAAUAGAGACUAGCAGGUGACAGCACUGAGUCAAGGCAUGCAUCUACAACCGGAAAGGGAAGGAAAGGAGAUAGAGGGGUUUAAUCAAGUCAAUCAUAUUUACAUGUCUGCACACACACAAGAACACAAGAGAAAGUUUCAGACCUGAUCCCUGAGAGCUUUAACAAGUGCAAUUGCAAAAACACAGGACCAGAGGGCGCUGUGAGCCUACUUCAGAAGCAAUGCUUGCUGAGUGAACCUGACGUGAGCCUUCUUUGCCUGCACCUGACACCAAAAAUCCUUACACUCAACCAAUCAUUGCUCUCUUGGCACCCGACCCUCCUCCUCCUUUAGGUUUCUACAGUGGCAUUACGUUGCAAUGGUUUAACAUCCACCUACACCUAAUGGAUCCGUCCUUCAUCUAUUACAUAACUGUCAUUCAUUUUUUUCCCUCCUUUAUUUAUUUAUUUAUUUUUUGAAUUGCAUUCAAAGCCAGCCACUGCAAAAGGAGACGGUCAUUGUCCAAUGACUAAGCCCAUUAUAAAACAGGUCAAGAGGAGUUCCUGAAGAAAAAGGGAUGAGUUUAUUUUUUAAAAAGCUUGAAAUAAGCUGUCAAGUAUAUGCAUUCUAGCUGAGAUAUAAGAAAGCAUUUUAUGUGACAUGAAGGCGGAAACAUGGGGAUAUUAUUAUGAAAAGAUAAAAGCCAGAUCAGUGUUUUAAAAUCUCUCAUUUUUUAUUCUAACGUGAGACGUGUGGGUGGAGGAUGAUGCCCCUCUCUGAUAGCUUUGUAAAGAUAAGAUAGGUGAAAUUAAUAGAAUUCUUACUUAGUUUUUUUUAUGUUUGUUUUAUAUUUCCUUACUAUUACAUUUCAGUUUAAUAAUCAUGUUGCAUUUAUUUUGAGAUUGAUUCUAUUUAUUGACAUUUUCUUGCUCAUUAUGGAUAAUUACAGUAAAUGCCUGUUUGAAUUACGAAAUCAAUAUUUAUAUCUUCUCAGUGAUAUUUUUGUCGAAUUUUAAGUAUUUUCUAAUUAAGCUUUUAAAUUUAAUAAAAGAUGACCAUCGACAUGCACUAAAUGCUGAUGUAUUAUAUUAUUUAUUAAAUAUAGAAUUGUCUAAUAUACUGUACAUUUCAAUCAUAUUUAAAGUAUUUAAAGUAGUUUUUAUUGUAUGUUUUAUCAAGAUGCUUAUGAGAAUUUUCUAAUGUAAAGCUGACAUGGCAAUACGCAGUUGCCCGUAUACCAAACUUAGGGUGCCUUUUGGGCAUGGAUGGAGUAUGUGGGGACUGAAGUGAUUCAGAAAUCUGUGAAACUUCUCUUCUUUUUUUUUCUUCCCCCAAAUCAUAGAGCCCAAAUAUCUGUGAUUAUUUUUUUUUCCAACAUGUGGCUUUUACAUAGAUCUUUGUUGUUCUCUUUAAAGACAUCUGAUGUACACAGUGAGGGGAAUUUUGUCAUGAGUAAACUGUUUCAUUGCUUGUAUGGACAUUUAUUUCAAUCUCCCAAAACACGUGACUAGAACUCAGUGAGGAUGCCAGUUUCAUAGCUGAAGAUACAAAUAUAUUUGCACAUUAAACUGAGACAUGCAGCUGAGGGCAAAGCAUCACCAGAGGUUUGGUGCUGUGGUUUUUAUCAAAUGACUUAUCUGUGUCACAUGUCUCUUCAUAUACCCACUAACCCUGGCCCAGACCUUUGUACUCCAGUGAUUUGGUACACAUCCACAGAGUUUGGGGACUUUAUAGAUUUUAAAAUGGAUGGUUGAGAAUGAACAAACAGAGGCUGCGAUAUCUAGACUUAUCUAUACCAGGGAAUUCAGACCCGGUAUUAACAUCUGUCCUAAGUCCUUUUUGCGCAAAAAAAAUAAAUAUUUUCAUGUAUAACACAGGCAAAUUAACAAGAAGGCCCAAAGAGGUAAUAAUCUCUUGUAGAAAGCGCUUCAUAAAGAUUAUAAUGAUUUUAUAAACUCUACAUCUCACAAGAUUUAGCAUUCUCUCUCCACGGGCAUUUAAUAAGUUGCCUAUAUUCUUUACUGUUAACUUUAUUUGUAAAAAUGUAAAAUGUUAAGCAUCAAUAAAAUGGUGUAUCCGCCACAUAAUUAAAUUAAAUGGUAAAACCAGUUGAAACAGCUUCCUCAACUAGCAGCUAAAUGUCAUGAAGGAAGAUGCACUUUAGAGACAGACGCAGACGAGCUGCAGGUGAAAAGACAAGGUUUAAAUAAUGGUGAACCACGUGUAAAUUCUUCUUGUUGUUUUGUGGAUCACACCCCCUUUGAAUAAUUGGAUCUCAAAUGCAUCCUCAAUGGAUCUUGAGCUGUCGGCUUGUGGAUGUAUCACUCAGGACACAUGUUGAUACCAAGUGUGAACAGCCUUUUAGUCAGUAUGGGUCAUGUUUCAAAAACACUGGAGCCUUGUCAUAGUGUGUCUCAGUAGAUUCUUUUGAUGGACCUUCUUUUUCUGUCAAACUUUUGGACCCCAAAUUAUAAAGCAGGCUAUCUGUUAAAUAUUUAGAAGCUCCAAUUUGUAAAAUAGUUCAUUGUAGAAUCUCAUUUCCAGCUCGUCAAAUAUUGACGCUUUGGGUUGCCGGCCAAUCCGACCUACUGACCGAAAGCAUCAGUAUUUGACGAGUUGGGAAUGGGACUCAACAAUGUUUUUUGAUUUUUUUAACAAAUCGGACCUAUAAGUCUUGAGCAAAAUGACCUGAAAAUAACUUACUGUUUCAGCCUACUGAUAAGUACAAAGGAUCAGAUUUGCAAUUUCCUCAAGAAAUAUGUGGGUUCAGGUAUGAAUUAAAAAGGAAAGGUUGACCCCAAGUCAAUGCUCAGGGACAAUGUUACCCCAGAUGCAAGGCUGUAAGUAUGUCAUUGUGGAAAGAAAGAUGGAAAUACAAAAAGAAAUAGAUUGGAAUUUGUUCUCCACAGACAGCCUCAAACAUAAUCACUGUGCUUUUUGAGUCUUACCCAGAGUCUUUUAGGAUCGUAGGGAAAUCUCUGUGUUUUGUGCUCUGUGUCUUCAGGAAUGGCAAUAGAAUAUGAAUGAAUGUCUUCAUACCUGACUGACUGACAUUGUUCUCUCGCAGGAGUUUUGUUAAAAUUCUUUGACAGUUGCUGAGCCAAACCAAACUUUGCCAAACCAAAUGGAAACGAGCUGAGUUGUGCUCUGCUGACCUAUUGUCUACACAGCUGUGGCACCAAGCAAAGGUCGUACAGCUCAGCUUAGGUUUGUACGGAUAAUUACGAAAACAGAGCCCACUAUUUGACCUACUGUGAUAGCAAAUCAGUUUUUGUUUUUUGUUUUUUUGUUUUUUUUUAAUCUUGAGAUAACAUACAUAUCCAUGACACUUCUAAACUCGUGAGAACAUGAUUCUAGAAAUGGUUUUGUGAUUUGUUGACAUGGCUGUUUUGGAAGGUCUUGAUAGGAAGCGUGGGUGUAUGUGUGUUUGUGAGAGUAAAUCAGCUGCGUGUGAACCCGCAGAUGUAGGCGAGGUGUAGGUAAUGGGGAGGCAUGGCAACACAACACAACCCAACAGAAUCUCCAUGUACAGUAUUUUUAAAUAUUUUCCUAUACUGUAUCUUACAGUUUUGUGGAAUCAUGAGCAUAUGAUGAUAAUCAUAGAACAGAUCUGCUUUCCUCCCAUGACCUCCGUCGUGAGUUUCAUGCACACGUUUUUUCUGCAAUAACUGCUGAUGUUGCUUUACAACAGAAAGGGGGCUUAACCCCCCCGCUGGUCACGUUUUAUUUAAUGUCCUUCAAAUGCAUGCAGUUCUUCCACUCAGAGUGUACAGAGACGACCUAUAAAGACGACUGAGAGAAAGAUAGAGAGCGAUUAUAAUAUGAAAUCAAAGUAGUGAGUAUUUGGAUGCAAAUACAAAUCUGUAUUCUUCAAUGUGAAUAGGAUCAUGUCUGGCAUGCAUUGUUAAAUAAAAAAAACUACAUAGA
Messenger RNA from Acanthopagrus latus (yellowfin seabream), 11820 nucleotides. RefSeq names its product transient receptor potential cation channel, subfamily M, member 3 (gene trpm3). The transcript has 29 exons. Lineage: Eukaryota; Metazoa; Chordata; Actinopteri; Spariformes; Sparidae. Gene Ontology annotation, molecular function: monoatomic cation channel activity. The record is from RefSeq and is a predicted model, not a curated record. Bases 1451 to 6964 code for a protein of 1837 amino acids. Gene Ontology annotation, cellular component: membrane. Gene Ontology annotation, biological process: protein tetramerization; monoatomic cation transmembrane transport.